This is a messenger RNA of Vigna umbellata (rice bean), 1184 nucleotides long. RefSeq names its product DNA glycosylase superfamily protein. The record is from RefSeq and is a predicted model, not a curated record. Gene Ontology annotation, biological process: base-excision repair. Lineage: Eukaryota; Viridiplantae; Streptophyta; Magnoliopsida; Fabales; Fabaceae. Gene Ontology annotation, molecular function: DNA-3-methyladenine glycosylase activity.
AACCCACCCUAACACACACCUCCAACAACGUUAAAUUUUGUGUUGCCCACAAUGUCUAAAACGAAUGUAAGAAGAAAUGGUGUGGAGAAGUGCAGGAGUGUGAAAGAGACACAGAAAAUAUUGAACCACAACUUUUUCAGCAGAAACCUGAAGAAAGUGUACCCCAUUGGCCUUCAGAAAAGCACUUCAUCUUUGUCUCUGUCUUCCAUAUCCUUGUCUCUGUCACAAAACUCCAAUGACUCUUCUCAGGCUGAUUCUUUGACACCACUCGAUGAGAAGAUUUCCUUCGCACUGCGUUUGAUUUCAUCUCGUGAUACAACAGAACCUACAAUAGCUUCUAAGCCUCUUCACCAACACCAACCACCAACUUCACCAUCCACCACUGAAACUGGGGAUUUCAAAAGAUGUAACUGGAUCACCAAGAACAGUGAUAAUGCCUACAUAGAAUUUCAUGAUGAAUGCUGGGGAGUUCCAGCUUAUGAUGACAACAAAUUGUUUGAGCUGCUUGCAAUGUCUGGAUUGCUCAUGGACUACAAUUGGACAGAAAUUCUUAAAAGAAAAGAAACUCUUAGAGAAGUUUUCGCUGGAUUUGAUGCUAAUACUGUUGCCAAAAUGGAGGAAAAGGAUAUAAUGGAAAUUGCAUCAAACAAAGCACUUUCUUUAGCCGAUAGCAGAGUCAUGUGCAUAGUAGACAAUGCCAAAUGCAUAACAAAGAUUGUUAAAGAAUGUGGAUCAUUCAGCAGUUACAUAUGGGGUUACGUAAAUCAUAAACCAAUAAUAAACAGAUACAGAUACCCAAGAAAUGUGCCAUUGAGGAGUCCGAAAGCAGAGAUCCUUAGCAAGGACUUAGUGAAGCGUGGAUUUCGGUUCGUGGGUCCUGUCAUUGUGCACUCUUUUAUGCAAGCUGCAGGCUUGACCAUUGAUCAUCUUCUCGAUUGCUAUAGGCAUAAUGAAUGCGUCAGCCUUGCAGAAAGACCUUGGAGGCAUAUCUAACAUGCAACCACACCCUCCUUCACUCUUUUACACAAUUUCUUGCACAUCUCAAUUCAUAUUCAAGUAACAUGUGAUUGAGAUUUAUUACUUCUUUUUUUUAUCAUAAACUCAAAAUUUUGAUUAUGCUUGUCAUGUGAAGUUAUAAAUAUGAACUGAUGUAAUAAUUCUUUUAAAUUUUCAACCAAAUAGAG